AUGCGUCCAUCCCUGUCAUUCGUCUUCGGUUCUCAGAAACCCACGUUUGCUGGGGUCUUGAACAACAUGAGUCCAACUUAUGACACCAUCAACAGCCCCAUCCUGCCCUCUUCUCCCUUGAUCUCGCGUCAGAAGAUAGCACCACAGCUAGAGGCCGAUGUGCGCUACGCUUGCUCGCUUCUUGUCUACCGUAUCGAACAGGGAGUCCCCGCGCCAGGUGCGCACCGGAUUUCCACCACCUCGGAGGCAGCCGUGCGGUCUGCCGAAGUGCGCGCCGCCCAGAUCGAAUCCAAAUACCUCACACCGAGUGUAGGCCCUGAGGUGGCCAAGCGAGCCACCAAGUUCGACUCGGGAGUCGGGUUAACCCAACAGCCCAGCAUGCAAACCAUGCGCAAUCUCCAUUCUUCGCACUCGGAUCGACGGUCAGACACCGGCUCCAUCUUCAGUCGCAACCGAUGUGCCACUCCCGGCUCCAACACCACCUCCGCCUGGGACACCGAUCCCUCCAGCGGGAGAGCCUCUCUCAAGAGUCCUCGGAAGCAGUCACGACAGCCGAAGCGUCCAGGGGACUAUAUGCGAUCCAUGAACGGUGCUCCGGCAACAGGGGUGCCCCAAACGCACGUGGACAUGGAGACCCUGACCUUCCUCAUGGGGCCUGAACCAGACGGCUUUCAGCCACCCCCGGCAGCGGGCCCGGAUGACAGCCCUGAGAAUUUCGAAGUGUUCUUGAAUGCCGAUGCCACCUUUGCGACCGGUGACGUGCCGAGCUUCUGUUCUCCGCAACCGGGGCUACUUCAUCCAGCCGCCCCCAGCUUUGGAUUGCCAAACGGCGACGCCUCAACGCCGCCACGUAUACCCGCACCCAUGCGAGACGGACCCUCCAGCAGCAGACCGUCCAUUGGUCUGGCAGAGGAGACAGAUGACGAGGCCGCGGACUGGCAUGAGCGCCCAGAGCCCGCCGUCAUCAUCGACAGCAGCGGGUUCAUGCACAUCAUGACGGCGGAGGAAGAAGAGGAGCGCCAUCAAACCUUGCAGCAGGCUGUCCUCGCCAGGAUGAACACAGCCCCUGCCGACAGCAGUCCGCAGCACCCCCAAGAACCGGCCCCCGCCCAACUACAGCAGAAUCAUUCUGAGCCGGAACCCCAGCACCGACCCCGCCCCAGCACGACGCCCUCCCGACCAUCCGCCCCGCCGCAACUAUCCAGUCGCCCGGCAACCACUCGCUCCCGACAGCCGACCUCAGGGUCAACCAGGAACAAGCUGAGCAUGCUGACGAAGCGCAAGUCAGCCCUUCGUUCCCCGGGAUCGUCACACCCAGACCUCCCCGAGGGUCCGCCGCUGCAACGCCAGGGACGGCCGCCCUCGAUGUUCCAGAGAUUGGCAGGCUGGUUUGGAAAACGCCGUGGGGGUACUGGAGUUGGCGCUGCCGUGUCGUAA
Aspergillus campestris IBT 28561 is the source of this 1437-nucleotide messenger RNA. RefSeq lists its product as uncharacterized. Bases 1 to 1437 code for a protein of 478 amino acids. The record is from RefSeq and is a predicted model, not a curated record. The transcript has 2 exons. NCBI's taxonomy places the organism in Eukaryota, Fungi, Ascomycota, Eurotiomycetes, Eurotiales, Aspergillaceae.